This is a messenger RNA of Sinocyclocheilus anshuiensis, 1138 nucleotides long. Its product is annotated as sodium channel subunit beta-1-like. The coding region runs from base 348 to 1010 and encodes 220 amino acids. Gene Ontology annotation, molecular function: sodium channel inhibitor activity; transmembrane transporter binding. Gene Ontology annotation, cellular component: voltage-gated sodium channel complex. Gene Ontology annotation, biological process: cardiac muscle cell action potential involved in contraction; regulation of sodium ion transmembrane transporter activity; sodium ion transport. The record is from RefSeq and is a predicted model, not a curated record. NCBI's taxonomy places the organism in Eukaryota, Metazoa, Chordata, Actinopteri, Cypriniformes, Cyprinidae. The transcript has 5 exons.
AAAUUGCGUGUUGAGUUGCAAGCACAAGGAUUCACACGGUCUAUACUUAGCUCUCCUAAACGUCAAAGUCUGCGGCAAGACACGACCUGUUUUAGUGACGUGAUCUAAUUUUAAAACUUUUAACGCAUUUCUUUAAAUUAUUUGAUCGCUGGAGGACUGUGUUUAAAUGUAAGUUUUUAGGAAAAUCAAUUGAAGAACGCGAUUGGGAUGCGUUUUGGUUUUAAAAUAAGAACGGAGGCUGUUAUAGCCCAGUAAUGUUUAAGAAAGUGUGAUAAAAACAAGCGAAACGUCGGACACAUUUUGAGGAAGCGAUUUAUUAAUGCAUCGGUUCAUGGUGAACUGUGAAAAUGGCACUGGGAAUGAUUUCAUUUUUGGCUCUCUGCAUCUUUUAUAUUCAAGUGCCGCAGGGCCAAACUGGAUGUGCUGAAGUGGACUCCACGACGGAGGCUGUGGCUGGAAAAGGCUUUCUGUUGGGUUGUAUUUCCUGCAAAAGGAGAGAAGAAGUGCCUGGUUCUGCUAUUGUUGAUUGGCACUUCAAAGCAGCUGGAACUGAGGAGUUUAUCCAAAUUUUUCAGUAUGAAUAUAAUAACCCCAUCAUUCUUCAUGAAAACUUUGAGGGAAGAUUAGAGUGGCAAGGAACUAUGGGGACAAAGGAUGUGCAAAUUGGUGCCAUCUUUAUUCACAAUGUCACAUAUAAUGACACUGGGACGUACCUCUGUACCUUCCACCGCACGCUGUACCUUCCUCUGUAUGAGGAACAUGUGGUAAUAAAUAAAGAGGUGGAACUCACAGUUGUGGAAAAAGCCAACCCUGAGCUAACGGCUGUGAUCUCCGAGAUCAUGAUGUACGUGUUGAUCGCAGUUCUGCAGUUGUGGAUGAUUGGAGUGCUGAUUUACUGCUAUAGGAAGAUCUACGCUGAGAACGAAGCUUGCGAGGCCAAAAAAGCUGCAUGCUCUCAAAACAAACUCGUUGAGUCGAAAGAUCCUUGUGAUGGCAUUUAUUUGGAAUAACACUAGUUUUGGUUUGUAGGCUUAUUAUUUUCAGUGAAUAUAGACAAGGCUGCUAGUAUAUUUGAUACAUAGUGUUAAAGGAAUAGUUCAUCCUAAAAUGAAAACUUGCUAAAACUUUACUCACGCUC